This is a messenger RNA of Wyeomyia smithii (pitcher-plant mosquito), 750 nucleotides long. RefSeq lists its product as uncharacterized. Lineage: Eukaryota; Metazoa; Arthropoda; Insecta; Diptera; Culicidae. The transcript is spliced from 2 exons. Bases 1 to 750 code for a protein of 249 amino acids. The record is from RefSeq and is a predicted model, not a curated record.
AUGACCAAUUAUAAAUGGGCACGGAACGACAUGACCACGAUUCUCAGACUAAAGAAGCCCCAGCAAGACGAUCGCGUACAUGAGGAUCUGGAGCAUCUAGAGCUAGUUGGAGGACUUCAAUUCGUCGCGCAGUGUACCAGACCGGACAUCAGUCAUGCGGUCAGUAUUGUUAGCAGCUUCUGUAGCAACCCUGGAUUUGCUCAUUGGACUGCGGCCAAGAGAAUUCUUCGAUACCUGAAAGGUACGAAGCACGAGAAACUCACAUACAGACGAAAUGAAGACACGGAUUUUUACGGCUACAGUGAUGCAGAUUGGGGGAAUGAUCCAGACACUCGCCGGUCCGUCAGUGGUUACGUUUUCUUGCAGAACGGUGGAGCAGUGAGCUGGAACUCAAAAAGGCAAUCUACUGUUGCACUUUCAACCACCGAAGCGGAGUACAUGGCCUUAUCAACAGCAACCCAAGAGGCUAUGUGGUGGAAAGGAUUCUUGUUUGAGCUACACGGAACGAAUCAAGCACUGAUGCUCAAAUGUGACAACAAAAGCGCUAUCAACCUGGCGGAGCGUGAAGUUGGCUAUUCGGCACGAAGCAAGCAUAUUGACAUCAGGCAUCACUACAUCCGUGAGCAAGUUGAACAGAAAUUAAUUAAACUUGAACACGUUCCAUCCGAUCUUCAAGCGGCGGACAUUCUUACCAAAUCUAUACCUGGUCCAAAGCAAAACAAAGAUAGGAAGAAACUUGGCAUAUUAUAG